GCGGCAGUACAGGCUGGUGGGAGCCCGAUGUGGCAGAGGGGCCUCCGCCGCGGACAGGGAGGCAGAGGGUCCGCAAGCAUAGUGCUGGAGACACAGCCGCUAUCCUGUUCGCCUGCCCCGCCGCCCUCCUAGGCACGCUCCUCGCCUACGGAUUCCCCCCCUCACCUCUCGAAAGCUCCCAGCUCAGCGUCUGCUGACCCUCUUACCCCCCCACCAGCCAUCCCCUCACCCCCUGCGAAGGCAGGAGCUAAAGUGUCCGAUUUGGGCACAUGAAGCCCGCGACCCCCGGACUUGGGGAGUCUGUGCCACCUGGCAUGGACAGCGUUGGACGCCAGGCGAGAUGAAUAGGGGGAUGCCCCCUAUUAUUUUGACCCUAACCGCAACUCCCUUGCUCUUGCGUAGCUGGAGCGAACUGGGAGGAAGGUUUCUGCAGGCACGCGCCAGAAUGCCUUGAUUGCCAGCUUUCCGGUGUAGCUUUUGGGAAAACUUAGGCGUGGGUGCACAGAGUGCACUAAUUAGGAGACAGAGCUCACCGUGUCAUGCAUUGAAUUUAUUUUUUCUUAAUUUCCUUUCUUGGCCUGCCUCGCUACUGUGCUCCUCCCAGGCAUGAAGACCCCUUUCGAAAAUGCGGCUGCAGGGCAGCGGUCCAGAACAGGCGCAAGACAUGCCAGUGUGCCUGUUAGCAUGAUGAAGAGAAAGGCUGCACACAAGAAGCAUAGGAGCCAACCCACCUCCCAGCCUCAGAGGAACAUUGUGGGCUGCAGAAUUCAGCACUGGUGGAAAGAUGGAGAUGAACCUCUAACACAGUGGAAGGGAACCAUUCUGGAUCAGCUCUUAGAUGAUUAUAAAGACGGUGACCUACGCAUCCUUCCUGAUUCCAAUGAUUCUCCUCCUGCAGAGAGGGAGCCAGGAGAAGUCAUAGACAGCCUAGUAGGCAAACAGGUGGAAUAUGCCAAAGAUGAUGGCUCCAAGAGAACUGGCAUGGUCAUUCAUCAGGUAGAAGCAAAACCUUCUGUAUACUUCAUAAAAUUUGAUGACGAUUUCCAUAUUUAUGUCUACGAUUUGGUAAAAACAUCUUAGAGGUCAUCUUGAAACUUGCUGAAUAUGUGAGACUAUUUGUAAAAUCUGUUCACACAGUCUUGAUUGCUUUCCAAUUUUUAAGAACCAUCUUCUCCCUUUCUGCACGCUUUUGCCUGGCAAAAAAACACAAAAACAAAAACAAAAAAAAUCAAACAAACUUCUACCCUGUCAUUUUGGAAGAAACGUUUUGCCAUUCUCUAACCUUUUUACUGGUUCCUUCCCACAGGAGAAUGAUUGAUUUAUCUAAUUAGUGAUAAGGGUAAAGUCUAACAUCCAUUGGCCCAUAUGUUUAUGUUGGGUGGUGUUGAUAGGUUAAAUGUAGCUGAACACUUGUUGCCUCAUUCUUUGGGGCACUUGGACUCUCUGUACUCAUUGAACUGGGAAUCUUCCUGAGAUAUUCAGUGUGACUGGAUGGGUAAGUGUCUUUGCAACUUCAAUUCUUCCCCCCAGAUAGCUUCAGAAGUCCAAUUUGGGGAAGAGUGGGAAGCCCAUUUUAUCUCCUGUCCAAUUGCAUUUUCAAUUCUAACUGUACUAAAAGUAAGACUAACACUUUUCUCCCUUUCUGAUUCUUACACCUAUAUUGCUCAACUUGUUUCAAAAUCAAGAGGGUAAUUACUUCUCAUUUUCAUACAUAAGCAUAGGCUGAGAAUCUUAUGAAAUUGAUAAGAGGGCAAACAUUUGGGAACCAAAGACCAAGUGGAGAAAUCAAGGUUGGUCAUCAUUGGCAUUAGGGUCUCUGUUGUCUUCAGUAUCUCUGGCUAGUACCUGAAGAUAUGGAGUGGGGUUUUUUAAAUUAUUUUUUUUGGUUACAGUUGACAUUCAAUAUUAUUUUAUAUUAGUUUCAAGUGUACAGCAUAGUGGUUAGACAUUUGCAUAAUUUAUGCAGCAAUCCCACCAAUUUGUCUAGUACCACCUGGCACACAUAGUUGUUGCAACAUUAUUGACUAUAUUCUCUAUGCUGUACUUUACAUCCCCAGGAGUGGGUAUUAACAGACGCAGGCUGUGCAGGCAGACUUUAACACAAGUGAGCUUUGCCAACCCAAUGGAGCAUUAAGCCAGGCUCUAGCUAGAGUUCUCAGUCACAGGGUAAAGCCUGGGUUUAGCAAGGGUUGUCAGGUCGGUCCAUGACCUCAAAAUGAAAGAACAAAAAUCUGAAAUCAGGCUGAGGUACAGAUUUCUUUUCUAUACCAAGAGAGACCCUGAGAAAUUUUAGAUGAGGUUUUAGAUUUGAUUCUUUGAGGACUUCCGAGUCCCAGCAGAUGAGGUAGACAAGGCACUUGCCAAAAUAAAGGCUGAAAAUAGGGUUUGCGCCCUUGUAGGAACUGGUGGCACAUCUAUUAUGGUAUCCUAGCAGAGCUGUGGAACACAGAAUGGAAUCAGUGCUAGAUGGUCAGUAGGCUUAAUGAUGUUUUAAGUGCUUUAUGCUGGCAUUAACAGAUGGAAAUCUAGUAGAUGCUUGUUAAUGCUUUGUUUUUCAAGUUUAUCCUGUUUGUUGGCUGGUCCUAAGAUACUCAUAUGUGCAAAUAAGGGUGAGCCCUACUGUAGCAGAAAAAUAAGGAAUGGAAUGGAAAUUGUACCUUCCAUUAUUGAAGGCAUUGGUGAAGGUUAACCAAAGCCUAAGAAAGAAUGUUUGAAAAAUAAGUAAGGUUUUGGAGAGAAGCACCUGGCAAAAGCCAAUGCUUUCUCAUUGGGUUUCUGUAGAAGCUCCAUUAGCAGUACCAGGCAGGCUUUGGAGUUCUGCAGAUUUGGGGCUGGGAUGCAUGGCAAUACAAUCAAACACUUGGGAAAGAUCUCCCAAAUUAGUUUAAGUUCACAGGUCAUGGAUUCCAGACUGCUUGCACAGACAGACUGGCAUCCUGCUGAGGAUGAAACCAAGAAAACAUUCUUUCCUCUGAUGUUUUCCCUGUCUACUUUUCUUCCUUUUGAUACCACUAAGUCUCUGCUCAGCUAUUUGACUGAAAACAGCAAUGUAGGUUUGUAUUACCCUAUGUACUAAGUCCUGGGGAUAUCAAUUUGCUUGGGAUAUCUGUUCUAGUGGCUGAGAAUUAGUGUGCUUUCCAAUGUUUUGGAUAUGAGAAUGAUACUGUAAUAAUCUCUUGUCCUAUUGAUACCAUGGACUCUUAAAAAUCUAAAACACGCAGCAGUGGGGUUAGAUUAAUUCAGCUCCUAAAGUCUUGGGGGAACUACACCAAAUCAAGUGGAAGACAGCCCAGGCUGCAGCUGCUGAAGGAACUCCAUAUCUGUCCAGACAUCUUUGUUUUGUAUGGCUAAAAUGAGAAAAACAAGAAAUUGGGAAAGGCAAAAUUUUGGACUUUAAUUCCUUUGUAGUUUAAAAUAGAAAUUUAACUUGCAGCAUUCAUUUCUCCCUUGGCGUUUAAUAGUUGGUGUGGGUUUCAUAUAGUUCAAAUUGAGGAAUUUUCAUUAUGUUGUUGAUAUUGUAAUUUUUGGAAUAUUUAAAUGUGCUAUCUUUGGGGAUCAUUGUGUAACCUUUGUAAGCUGCAUCAUAUAGUGUGUCUGGACAUAAUUGUAAAUUUGGGGUAAAAUGGUGAGUGAAUUUCCAGCCUGGGGUAUAACGUGGCCUUGGAAUUGAUUUAAUUUCUGUUCUAUUCUAACUUAUUUCAGAGUCUUCUAGGGUCAAAAACAGAACUGUUCACCAGUCUUGCACAGGUGGAAGCAGGACAUUCCUAAGAUACUGCUGGUCUCCCAUGAAGGGGACAUCCAAGUUCUCUUUGUUAACCAUGGUUUUGGGUGUUGACCAUUGUGGCUUAAGAGAACAAAAAUUGCCAAGGGUGUGAUGGGAUCAGUCUUCUGCCUCUCCAUGUUCCUGACUCAAGAAAAAAAAAUAAAGGAUUUCACUUCUCAAAAAUAUUUGGAAGAAAACCUCUACCCAUCUCCACUUGCCACUCAUUCAGUCUUCCAUAUGGGAAGAGGAAUAAAUAACUUGGUAAAAUUGAGACAGGGUUAUUAUGGGUAAGCACCCUAGGCCCCUCUUGACUCUCGAGCUCAUUCCUCACAGCAAAAUAUGGGAAAGACUGCAGCCCUUCACUACAUGGCUGGGUAAACGUCCUCUUUAAACUUGGGGUAGAAGUUCAUUUCAGACUCAGAUCUAAACCAUGUUAUCCAGUCUAGAUCUAUCAGCAAUAAAGCUGAUCUCUGUUUUUAUUCUUUUU
This is a messenger RNA of Hipposideros armiger (great roundleaf bat), 4250 nucleotides long. Its product is annotated as spindlin-3-like. The transcript is spliced from 2 exons. The record is from RefSeq and is a predicted model, not a curated record. NCBI's taxonomy places the organism in Eukaryota, Metazoa, Chordata, Mammalia, Chiroptera, Hipposideridae. The coding region runs from base 607 to 1080 and encodes 157 amino acids. Gene Ontology annotation, biological process: gamete generation.